This is a messenger RNA of Stegostoma tigrinum, 2076 nucleotides long. It is a transcript of the gene naaladl1, whose product is annotated as N-acetylated alpha-linked acidic dipeptidase like 1. The coding region runs from base 31 to 2016 and encodes 661 amino acids. The transcript has 19 exons. The record is from RefSeq and is a predicted model, not a curated record. Gene Ontology annotation, molecular function: carboxypeptidase activity. NCBI's taxonomy places the organism in Eukaryota, Metazoa, Chordata, Chondrichthyes, Orectolobiformes, Stegostomatidae.
UCAACUCAUCCAGAACUCUGUCCAGAAGAUAUGUCAUGCACCAUAAAUGUUUUAAGGGAAUUAUCCAAAAAGCCACAUAUGGCUACAACUGAAGGGGAUAUUGAUCUGGUCAACUUGAUGUUAGACAGAUGGCAGAACAAAGAGACGGGUUUGGAUGAAGCACACAAGGUGACGUACAAUGUGUGGUUGUCUUUUCCGCAGAAGAACAAACCUAACAGUGUAACUGUAGUCUCACCAAAUGGAACAGAACUCUUCAAGUCACGGAUGAAGGAGUUGAAUUACACUAAGGACCAGCUGGACCCAGAUAUCGUCCAGCCCUUUGCAGCCUUCGCACCCACAGGAACGCCCAAGGGUAUAAAUGGUGCAAAGUUUGGGGUGAUUGGAGUCAUCGUUUACACUGAUCCUGCUGAUAUGAAUGACGGAAAGUCAAGUGACAAAAAUGAGACCUACCCCCACUCAUGGUACCUGCCCCCCUCUGGCGUUGAGCGUGGCUCCUACAAGCUCAAUUUUGGUGACCAGCUGACUCCCUAUUACCCUGCCAAAGAUUAUACCUUCAGGCAUGCUGAAUCUGAUAUCAAAGGUUUAUCACCCAUCCCAGCACAGCCUAUUGGAUUUGAAGAUGCCCGUCAACUCAUAUGUGCAUUGGAUGGAGUAGAAGCUCCUGAAAGCUGGCAGGGUGGCCUUGGCUGCAGAUACCACCUGGGACCUGGCUUCCACGACAAGAGCUCCUUUGGAAACAGUGAGGUACAAGCCAAUGUGUUCAACAGGCGGGAGAUAAAACCAUCUGACAAUGUGAUUGGAGUUAUCCGUGGGAGUGUAGAACCAGAUCGUUCUGUGAUCUAUGGCAAUCACCGUGACAGUUGGGUCCAUGGUGCCAUCGACCCCAGUAGUGGCACUGCAGUUAUGUUGGAAAUCACCAGAGUCCUGGGAAAAAUGGUGAAGGAAGGCAAAUGGCGACCACGCCGUUCAAUCAUUUUCGGCAGCUGGGGUGCAGAGGAGUUUGGUUUAAUUGGCUCCACAGAAUGGACCGAGGAGUACUACAAGAAAUUGAUUGAGAGGACUGUGGGAUACAUCAAUGUGGAUAUAGCAGUGUUUGCCAAUACCACCUUAAGAGCCAGUGGAUCACCGGCAGUGCAGAGUGUGGUGUUUGAUGCAGCUAAGCAGGUCUCAGCUCCUGGACACAGAGACCUGUCUGUCUAUGAAAACUGGUUGAAGCAUUCAAACCGAACAAGUGCUCUCCAUGGUCUCAUUCCAAAAAAUCUGACACAUAACCUUGUUGUGGUUAUAAACAUCCUCAUCUGCCGUUGCAUUGGUGAGCAUGAGGAGUCUGGAGCAGGAAGUGACUCUGCACCCUUCUUCCAUUAUCUCGGGAUCAGCUCCAUGGACAUUGCUUACACAUAUGACAAGACAAGAACAAAUGCUCGAAUCUACCCUGCUUACCACACAGCCUAUGAUACUUUCGAUUAUGCCUCUCGUUUCAUUGACCCAGGUUUCACCAGCCACCUGACCGUUGGCAGGACAGCAGGCAACGUAUUGAUGCGUAUGGCUGAUAGCGUCAUCCUCCCUUUCAAUAUCAGAGACUACAGCGAGGCCAUUGACCAGCUCUGCACCACAGCAGAGAGGGUCUUCGCUCCAGAACUCCUGAAGCAUAAUAUCUCCCUGGAUCCUCCGUGUUCUGCCGUAACAAAGCUAAAAGAAGCUGCUGAGGGUCUUCACACACGAAUAUCUGAGCUGAGCGAUCUGCAAGUGAGCCCUCUGACGCUGCGCAUGGUCAAUGAUCAGCUGAUGCUCCUUGAACGAUCGUUUCUCGAUCCAGUUGCCUUUCCUGACAAGCUGUACUAUCGACACGUUAUCUAUGCGUCAAAGAAUUCAGAUGUGGAAACAUUUCCAGGACUAGCUGAUGCUUACCAGCAGGCCAUGGCCAAGGGAGAUGCCUGGGAUGAUGUUCGGAAGCACCUGACGAUAGUUACUCACACACUGGAGAGUGCAGCUUCGACCCUGGAGGCUGUGAUCUAGCAGGAAGAUCAGGGUAUCACCGAGAGGUGCCGACAGAUCUCCAGGCAAUCUCCCAUUCAA